AAGGUAAAAAGUGAGCCACCCCUCUUCUUCUUCUUCUUCUUCCUCUCACCCAUUUGGUGAUGGCUUUUGAAAGAUUUUGCAAUUUCAUGCCAUGAAGUCAAUAUAAUUAUAUACUAUAUGAUUAGAACAAAAAGAAAGAAUACGAUGAUGACGCAUGCUAAUGGAACCAAGGAAUUAAAAAAAAAAAUAUGCUUCUGUCACAGCAUGUUUUUUUCUCUCUAAAUGUGUAUGAUACUGUUGAGAAAGUGCUUUUAAUAAUUUAGCAAGAACGAGACGCCCACAUGUAAAAUGCAAUCUCUCUCCCUCUCUCCCUCUCUGUAUGGCUUAUAUAAGGACUUCACCAUUUUCAAUGCUCUUUUGAUUCAGAGAGAGAGAGAGAGAGAGAGAGAGAGAGAGAGAGAUAUGGAGAAGAGAGAAGGAAAGUGUAGAGUGAAGAGAGGCUUGUGGAAGCCAGAAGAAGACCUGAUCUUGAGAAGCUAUGUUGAGGCAUUUGGAGAAGGAAACUGGGCAGAUAUCUCCCGGAGAACCGGUCUGAUCCCCUCCCCCAAAAAAAAAACUUUUUUUUUCUUUUACCGACCAGACUUCACCGGAAAUCUAACGGCUCUCCAUAACCAAUUCCCAAUUGUUUCAGGGCUGAAGCGAGGCGGUAAAAGUUGCAGACUGAGAUGGAAGAACUAUCUCCGACCAAACAUCAAACGAGGAGGCAUGUCCCCCGAGGAGGAAGACCUUAUCAUCCGUAUGCAUAAGCUUCUCGGCAACCGGUGGUCCUUGAUCGCGGGUCGGCUUCCUGGUCGUACGGACAACGAGGUGAAGAACUACUGGAAUACCCAUUUGAACAAGAAAUCCGAAUCAAGCAAGCGAAAAGCCGAUGAAUCGGGAGGUAAGACUCAGGGCAUUGAUACCGACACCAAGAACAAGCAAUGUGCAUCACCCAGCUUGAUGGCAUCUAAAGGAGUGAUGGGCCAAGGACGGGAAGAAGCCAACGGGGAAAAGCGAGAAGAUAGCAUCGUGACGAGCAGUACCUGGACGGAAGGGAUGAACGGAUUUGGCUAUGGCAUAGCGUCCCCAUUGCCGUUUCCCGACUACGAAACCUCUGUUUUCGACGAUCCCCAGUCUUCAUUUGCAUUUGCCGACAUGUUCCCAUUGCUUUAGGACUCUCUCUCUCUUAUUGGAGGGAUGAAUUCUUCCAUAGACUAUGCCCGUCGUGCAAAGUAAUUUCACGACGGUUUUUCCAUCGUUGCAUUCGAUGCUUUAAUCUAUGAGGGAGUAAAACACGAUGGACGUAGUCUAGACAAGAAUUUAAUCAGUCGAAGUAAUAAGUUUCCAGCUGUUUCCGCCUA
Messenger RNA from Tarenaya hassleriana, 1340 nucleotides. RefSeq names its product transcription factor MYB82-like. The transcript is spliced from 2 exons. The coding region runs from base 289 to 1152 and encodes 287 amino acids. NCBI's taxonomy places the organism in Eukaryota, Viridiplantae, Streptophyta, Magnoliopsida, Brassicales, Cleomaceae. The record is from RefSeq and is a predicted model, not a curated record.